CGAGUCCGGCCUCCUCCUCGACCUGCAGGGCCCCGCGGCGCGACACUGUCCCUGAAGAGGAGCGGCGGCCUCCCGGCCUCUCCCCGGUCCUAUAGGGCCUGCGUUCGGGGGCCCCUUCCCUCCCCCGGCCCGCCAGCUGUCCUCAAUGUCUCCCCGGCGGGGAGGGGGCUGCCUUGGAGACGCGUUGAGCAGACCCCCCCGGCGGCCCCUCCGCAGCAGCAGCCCCAGCCCCAGCCGCCGCCGCAGCAGCAGCCCCCGCGGCGCCCCGCCCCCGGCCUCGGCGGCGGAGGCCUGGAGGAGCCGCCCCCCCGCCGCCGCCCCCCGAGCCUCGCAGCCCCCGCCGCCCCGGAGCCGCGGAGAGAGCGGCGGGCGCCCCCCGGGGAAGAUGAAGGCGGAGGGUGCAGAUAACUCCAUGAUCAACCUGUCGGUGCAGCAGGUCCUGAGUCUCUGGGCCCACGGGACGGUGCUGAGGAACCUCACGGAGAUGUGGUACUGGAUUUUUCUGUGGGCUCUCUUCUCUUCUCUCUUUGUCCAUGGUGCUGCAGGAGUAUUGAUGUUUGUCAUGCUACAGAGACACCGGCAGGGAAGAGUCAUCUCUGUCAUUGUGGUCAGCAUAGGAUUUCUGGCUUCCAUAACAGGAGCAAUGAUAACCAGUGCAGCAGUAGCUGGCAUUUACAGAGUAGCAGGGAAAAACAUGGCUCCCUUGGAAGCAUUGGUGUUAGGGGUUGGACAGACUGUACUGACAUUAAUCAUCUCCUUUUCAAGGAUCCUUGCAACACUUUGAACUUCUCACUUGAUAGAAGGAAAUGCACGCGCAGAUUCCCUGACAGUAGUGCCAGUAGCAAGUGGAUAAGAAAUUGUGUUGAGAAUGUGAAUUGUGCUCUUCAUGUCUGGAGGCCUUGAGCUGUGGGGAAAGACUGCCCUCUAGUGUCUGCGCCGCGGCACUAUUUACUGAAUCGCACCUUAUGUGCCUCUGUCCCAGGCAAGGUGCAGCUGUACCACUGGAUGUGAAAGAAGCUACAAGAAAACAGCACCUUGUUGUUUAGCUGCCAAUCAGGGUGAUGUGGGUGAUGAUCAUUAUUCUUAACAGUGUUGUGAUAAAGUACAGGGACAUUUCUGAAGAACUGAUAUGUGCCAAACUUGAAUUUUUUUUUUUUAAACAUUGAUCAUUUGGUGAUUUGCAAGUGUUAGAAGUAGGAUUGCUGUGAACAUAUUUCACAUGAAUUCAGGUAAAAUAGUAAUACUAACUUUUAAAAUACUAAAUCCCAGUAAGAAUGCUGAAUACCCAUUAAAUGUGGGUACACAUUACUUGAUUUUUAAUAUUGAGCAUUACUGAGAUAUAGGGAUCUAGUAUAACUGUCUAAGAAUAAUUGUGAUUUGCGCUAAUUUAUGUGAAAAAAUACUUAAAGGAAAGCUCUAAACCACUCUGAAGACUCAUAAAGUAGAUCUAUGUGGUAUAAUUUUCACUAUCUGAAAUAAAUCUCUUUUAAUGAUUUUCCCUAACACACAUAUAUCCUAUCUGUUUAUAUCCAGAAGUCAGAGACUGUUAGUCAGACAUGGAUUACAGUUUGUGUAUGCACAAAAAAAUAUAAUUUGAACUUUUUCUUAUAAAUUUUGUAAAAAAAAAAUCCAAAAUGCAUGUUGCAUACCCUAACCCUUCUAAAGAAAGUAUUUGCUAUGUAUCUCAUAGGAAAGCUUUUCUUUCCUAAUAUCACAGUGGGACUAUACUACUUAUUGCAGUUAAAUCUUGAUUUUUAAUAACAUUUUAGAAAUUUUUCAUUCAGAAGCACUAACUGUAAAGUGUGGCCUAAAUUAGGCAGUGUGGGGAGGGUAAGACCUCAUUAUAGAUGAGUAAGGGUGGGGGUAAAUCACGUUUGGAAUAUAUGGCAGCAUUAUAAUUCUGCUGAACACAAUAUUUGGAAUAUAGUUUCUCAGUAAUAGAAUUGGAAAUUUAUAUUAUUUCCAUCUGUUUAACCCAUUAUUGACUUGAGCUUGUACUUUCAGUGUGACUGUCAGAUGUUUUAAGAUUUGUUUCUUUUUUCAAGGAUUAAGGUAGUAUGCAUGUGAAACAUGUCUUUAGUAUAAAGUAGUUUAAGAGGCUUUAGAAUUUAAGUGAUUGUUUAUAGAGAGUUAGAAAAUAAGGAAAACAGGAACAUGAUAGCGUGAAUCUGCCUCCUACUGAAAUGUUCUGUACCAUUUACACUUAUGGAUGACUGAUGAUUUGUGCACAUGGAAGGAGAGGUAAACUUCAGGAAAUAAAAAAAUAAUAGACAAUCUCCCAGAUUAUUUAUGAAUUGCGGUUUAGCCAUAAUGUAGUUCAAGUUGGGUAUUAAGCUUACUACAAUUCCAUUCAAAACAGUGAAAAAAAUGUUAUUUAGCCUCUUCCUCCUCAAAUCCCAAGUAAUCAAAAAUCUUAGCAGAAACAAAACAAAAAUAGAAACUUAAUAGUUUAUGUGAACAAACGAGUUGUUGGGGUAGAGCUGUCUUAAUCCUUUAGUUUAAGAAUAUGUUAGAAAUGGAACAUAUGAGUCUGACUUACUAGGAGAAAUAGUUCAACAUAAUAAUACAUGUAAAUUUAUUUUGAUAGCUUGUUAAAGCUAUAAAGGAAUUUAAUGAUCAUCUGGGAAAACUGGAGUACUACAGAUGAAAAAGUGGAGUGACUGUUCUUGUUUGCAAUUACCAUUAGUGAUAAAGCCAGAACUAACCCAGGUCUCUUGACUCCUAGUCCAGUGUACCUUGCUGCCUCCCCUUAUAUUCUCUUAAUUUUUUAGGUAUAUGCCCUUUUAGGCACCAUAACCAAAAACAAUUUUUCUAAGUCCAAUUGAAAGGGAUUUUUUUUUGUUAUUCUGAAAAUUAAGGAAAAUAGGUUCCCCCCCAUUUUUAGUAAAUAUCACCAAUCAAAUUUUGAAAUUGUUUUUAAACAUAACAAUGAAAAUUAACUUGUUUUAAUGCAUUUUCAUUUUUAAUUUCAAGAUGAUCAUAUUGUAACAUGCUCAUUAAGGACAUAUGCUCUAAAAAUAACAAUUUUAACUUAGUUGAAUUUAUGAAACAGACCAAAGAGGUUUUUAAAUUCCUGUCUUUAUUGUAGUGUAGAUGUAUAAUUGGAUGUGUUGAAUGUAUAGGGAUAUUGUGGUCAUCUCAUUUCCAGGAUGUGUUAAGUGUGCUCUUCCUCCCCCCCACCUCCCCAGCCCCACUUAAUGUUUAUUUUGCUAUGUCAUCACUUGUGAUUUCUACUGUGAUUUUGCAUAGCCUAUGUUUUGUGUUAGAGCAGAUGAUAAGUGUGACUUUGUUAUUUUUCUGAUAGCCAUGCUGAUAGUUUUUAGCUUAGUUUGUCUCCCUUUGAGGUUUUAAUGUGUUACAUAAACAAUAUUAAGGCUGCUAUAGUAAAGUCGUUUUUAAAUUGUUUCUUAAACACAGGAGCAUGUUCUAGUGGACAGUUUUGACUAGUGAACCAACCAAUUAUGUUAAAUCAUUCAGACUUGCUUGAAUUUAGUUGAAAUGUUUGUACAGUGAAAACAUUUCCUGAAUUAAUAGUGGCAAGAGGUUUUUAUGAUAGAGCAAAAACAUCCUUAUUUUACUUGCUCAUAUAUUCAUUUUUCUACAGCUUGUACCUUUUAAAUUGACCAUCUAUGUUUCCAUUAUUCCUACUCUUCAUAGAUCUAGUUUGAAUUCUGUUUCUUGCACUUUGCACUCCCUUUUCACAAAUGUUUGGGAAAUAUUGUGAAAUGGGUUUCCAAUCUAAGCAGUUGAUGGAUGUCAGUCUUUCUUCUGACCCAUAGGCAAAGCUCACUGUAUAAAGUACAACUUAUUCAGUUUAUUGUUGUUCAUUAGGGCUGAUGCCUAAAUUAACACUAAGUAGUUAUAAAUAACUUACCCCUUGGAAAGGUUCUUUUUGGUUACCGGUGAUAAGGAAAGGCCAAAGGAUUUGUAAUAGUUAUUCUUUUUGUAUACUUUAUGGCAAACACAGUUCUAAUUCAGUAAUUUUUCUUUUCCUCAGUAACUUAUUCUUUAAGUGUCUAGGAUAAUGUAAAGAAAAGGACUGAUUACUCUAAAGGUAAAAAUUUACUUUAUUAAAUAGUAGAGUUUUCUUCAUAGUGAGGGUUUAAGAAAGUUAAAUGAUUUGUAUAACAAACUUCAUAGAAUUGUGAGAAUGCAAUGAGAUAGUUCAUAUAAAGCCCUUUGCAAACAAAACCUAAGGUGAUCUGUAACCAUCAGCUAUAAUUAUUAUUUUAAUUUGAAAAGAAAGGAAGUAUGCUGAUUUAUUAACCAACACAAUCACUUUAAAAGGGUAAAUCCAUUAAAAAUAUAACAAGAUAGUUCCAGAUUCUGAAAACAUGUAGAUGAUAUCCCAGAGCCCCAUGCUUUUUUUUGUCUAUCAAUUCUUUUUUUCUAGUUUUUUCAGUAUCAAAUAUAAUUCCGUAUUCUUAUUAUAAGAAGAUAGGGUCAUUGCCAAAAAUGAGUGGUCAUUCAUAAUUUCCAAGAAAUACCAGUUGAGUUCAUUGCAACUUUUCCAAAUCUAAUCACAUUUGUCUGUUUUCCUUUUGGUAUAUUCCUUGCACAAACAUCUUGAGAAGAAAAACAAUUUAUUUUUGGCAUUUCUCCUUUUUGGCCUCUAACACUACUUUGAGGGACCCAUCAUUAUCAGCAGAUAUUUCUUUAAGUUGAAUGCACUUUCAUUUAUUGAAUUUUUUUAUGUUUUGACUGGCUAGACAAAAGGUGAAAUAAGGUUCACCCCCUGGCUGGAAUAGAAAGAUUAUAGAAUUAGUUAAAUCUCACCCCUUUUUGCCCCUUCCAGGGUACUUCUCAUACUUUUAUCUCCUUAUCUCUAUUGCUCUCCUUCCUCUUAUAGCUGGAUAUACUGGGCUUUUAUAAAAUCACUUUAGUAUAACUGCCAAUUAUGAAGGAAGACAUGAGCAGUGAAUUCAAAAGAUUGGAGCUAUUCCUUCCCUUGAAUUAAAGGUACUUCAGGCUUAUGUUUGACAUUCAAAAGGAAUUAGAUAUUUUUUGCACAAGUAAUAUAACUAUUUUUUUAAAAAUUAAGUCUUAAAAGUAAACGUGAUUUUGCAAAUUUCUUUUACUUUUCUUUUUUUAUUUAAAAAGGCAACCUUACUUAAAGCAGUAUUUUGUCCUAAAUUGCAAAGAAUUGAUAAAUAAAUGCUGAGAGAAUUAUAUCCCAAAUAACAGUGGCACUUAAUCAACAUGUAAAUGUGGGUGAGUGAAUCCUUGUUUUAAUAAAGGAGGCGAAAAUUUUAGAUUGAAUGAAAAUUAUGGAUAGUGGCAAUGAACUAGUAACCAAGUGUUCUCAGAAUCUCAUCCCAUCAAAACUCCCUAAAAUUUUUGAGUAAAAUUGAGGGUAAAUGAAAGAAAUUAUGUGAGUAAAGACAAAAAAUUUCCAAAUAUUUUGUACCUUUUUUAUAGCAAAAGGAAUCAUGUCAUUUUGAUUUGUAUUAUGCAUGCACAAGUGCCACAUGUUGUACAUCAAAUUAAAUUUUACUUAACCUUUUCAGAAAGUCAAUACUGAAGACUUGGAUUGAAAUUAUAAACUUAAAAAUUGUAAGCAAUAGGAAGGAUCUUAGAUUAGCCCUACUUUCCUAUUUUGCAGAUGGUAAUGAUCUCAAAUGUUACAUUUCUCUUUGAUGGUCUCUCUUUGUAGGGAAUGCAGUAUUUUUUUUUAAUUGUCAAGAUUGAAUAUUGAUGCUGAUUAAAUUACUUGAUUUGGUAUCAACUUCCUUUUAGGGAAUGAUACUUAAUUUUUAUAAUACUUCCAUUGUAACUUAUUAAAUAUGCCAAUAAAUUUUACACUAAUUUAGUGAAAACACUGAAGUUGAUUUAUUGGCUGUAAUUUUCAUUUGCCCUAAAAUUAAGGAACUCAUUUUACUAUUCAUAUAAAUACACAAGUAUGACUUUUACACCCUUUGAUGAUAUUAUGAGAGUUAUUUUUGCUAUUACUUAAAAGUUCCCUACCUGGAAAUUUUUUAAAGUUUUAGUUAUAUGUAAUUAUGUAUACCACACAUAGUUUUGUUCAUGGCCCUGGUUUAGAAGAGUAUGCUCUUUUAGAGCCUUUUGGCUAUUUUGUUUUAGGGUAAAACGAAUACUGUAGGAAAGUCAAUUUUGUUAAAUCAUAUAUGUUUUUUUAAGCACUUUUACAUGUUAACCCAGUAUACUCUUGAUGUCAAAAUGACUACAUCCUUUUAAGGAAAUAUGUACAUAAGUAAUAUGUGACACCUAAACACAGAGAUACUACUUGUAAUGAACAGUCAUCUAAAAACCCUUUUCUUAUGUCUUUAAUUGCAUUAUUUUAUGUUUUUAUUUUCCCAAUUAUUACUCUAUAUUGGUAAUUUCUUUCUAAUCAGUUAUAACUUGAAUUCAGUUAUGCAAAUGUUAGUUUGAAAAUAUUACUGAUAAAUAGGAAUGUUUUUAUUUUGUGUGUAAGUGAAAUUGUUAGUAGUCUGUUGUCAUGUAUUUUGGAGAUGAAAUAUUUUCAAGGUAUCUUUGUAGAAAUCAAAUUAUAUUGAUUUCCUUGAAUUAAAAAAAAAAGAUUACUUCCUAAAUUGAAAGUUUUUUGAAUGAUUCUUUUAAAGAUAGCAUUUGUUUAUCUUUGAUAAAGUGCUAUUCUAAGAAGUGAUUGCUGGAAAUAAUUUUUAGAACUAGAUUUUUUUUUGUACUAAAUGAAUUUACCAUGCAGAAUUAAAAAUAACUUCCUUCACUGAGUUGCUACAUAAACAUGCAUGUAGUAUUCAAUAUUUAAGUGUUUGGAAUCCUCUAAAUUUUUCAUUUAGUAAUAUGGUUGAAUCCAGAUUAUUGUAACAGUAAUUGCUAGUCUUAGAUUUUAAUCAUUCUAGAAAAAAAUUAAACCUUAUAGUUUCAGUUAAUAUCUAUAUCUUUAAAUUUAACAGUGUGGAAGUGCUGACACCAUGAGUAAAAAGUUCACUUUAAAAACUAUAUUAAUCCUGAGACCACUAAAGAAUCAUUUAGCAAAUUAUAGUUCUGUUUUUAAAAGUGCUAAAUGAUGUCUUAGUGCCUUCUAAGAUUUAGGAUAUAUUUGCAAAGAAAAUUUACUGGAUUCAGGAUCAAGAAGGGAUUAAUAGGAUUUGCUCAAAUUACUGUGUUUUAAGAUAGUGUGGUGAAGUAUAAUAUCAAGAAAUUGAACCAACUCUUUAAAGAAUAAAAUCCUUGACAACUUAUACUAUUCUUAUACUCACCUAUUUGAUUUUGAGGUUGAGUUAUCUCUGCUAUCGUCCAUUAUUUAAAGCUUGUGAUAAUUGAGAACUAUUUUCUUCGAGGGCUUUUUUUUUUCUCUUUCUAUUGUGCUUUCCUCUACUAGGUUGAUGUGUAAGGGGGAAGAAUGUAGCCAAGAAAAUCAAAUGUAAAUUCUUAUUUUAUUCUUAUUGCCAAUGAAUCUAGUGUGGCAGCAUUAGUUUUAUAUUGAACUCCUGGGGCAGACAUUUUAUGUAACCCUUAGAAAUAAGUUUAUCAUCAGGGAUUUAUUUUUGUUAUAAAGAUUUUUAAUGUACUGUGAAGCUUAAGGAUAGGGACAAUAAAAGCUAGGAAGUAAUUUAAUGCUGUAAAAACAUACAUCCUUGGAAAUACCCUACAUUAUGUGAAAAUGGUUUUCCCCUCCUGUUAAGAAUAUAACCUACACUAUAUGAGUGUAUGUAUACUGCAUGUUUACAUAUACAGUUUCAGUUAAUUUGAAGGAUGGCAUAAAAUUUAUGUUUAUGAUACAUUAACUAAAGUUGUAAAUAUUGUAUAUUAUUGAUUUUUAAUUUUAUAAAAACAAUUUUUUAAUUUCCCUAUUCAUGUAUAAACUUCAUUAUUGUAUAUAGUAUAAUUUCUUGGACAAUAAAAGUUUUGCAGUGAAUUUUAUGUAUUUUAAUUUCAGUAAACAUCUUAGUAUGGUCUUAGCUGUUCAUUUUAAGUUCUUUGCACUCCCAUUUUCUUCAAAGGGCAGCAAUAAACAUAUGCAAAUUAUUUUGGUUAUAGAAAGUUGGUCUGCAAAGACAGGUUACAAGUUACACUUUAUUGCUUUAAAGCAAAGAUGCACAAUUUGUAUCACCCAAUGUCUAAUCAUGAGACCAUUUCUGGGAUCCAUAUAUGGUACUUGUCAUUUGUAAUAUACAGGGUGAAUUCUUUAAUAACAUGGACAAACAACUGUUAUAAAUACAUCCAGCACUUAAAUGUCAUUACAGAUUUAUUGGAUUAAAACUUUGUAAUAUACAGUAUUUUAAUAAACUUUCGGUAUUCAAUUUCAUGCACUUAUAAAUAAACCUGUCUUUAAAAGCCUUA
Molecule: messenger RNA, 8286 nt
Organism: Monodelphis domestica (gray short-tailed opossum)
Lineage: Eukaryota; Metazoa; Chordata; Mammalia; Didelphimorphia; Didelphidae
Gene: TMEM170B
Product: transmembrane protein 170B
Biological process (GO): negative regulation of canonical Wnt signaling pathway
Cellular component (GO): plasma membrane
Source: RefSeq, a predicted model, not a curated record